This is a messenger RNA of Thunnus maccoyii (southern bluefin tuna), 5769 nucleotides long. RefSeq names its product beta-1,4-galactosyltransferase 3. The transcript is spliced from 7 exons. Gene Ontology annotation, molecular function: glycosyltransferase activity. Gene Ontology annotation, biological process: carbohydrate metabolic process. NCBI's taxonomy places the organism in Eukaryota, Metazoa, Chordata, Actinopteri, Scombriformes, Scombridae. Bases 1426 to 2598 code for a protein of 390 amino acids. The record is from RefSeq and is a predicted model, not a curated record.
ACUGAAAGCACUGCAUCUUCACUACUACCAAUUUCUCAUAAAUGAGGAACUAGUGCCCUGUAUACACAUCGCCACACCGUGUCAUUUGGGGUUUCAGUGAAGGGGGAGGAGAAGUACUGUGCGACACCGAGCGGAGCUGCUCAGUCGAUCUGUGACUCCCGCACCACACCGCGUCCACGCAGCAUCAACUUCAAAACAUAUCGGAAAUACGGAGGAGGGAGGGUGUUGUAGGGGAUAUCGACGGUUAACACCUAAAUAACCAGCCGAGGGAUAAAAACAGCGUCUCUAGAGCGGCGCUGGAGCGAUUGGUCCGGUUCCUGUCCAUCCAGUGAGACCAGUGGCUGUCAGCCCAGGAAGCCGCUUUAGGUGUCUCAUAACUGUGGAUUUCAUCAUUAUGGGACAAUAGCUGUGGGCAUCAAAGCUCUCCCUCCUCCUCCUUUUCCUCCUCCCCCAUUUCUUUUUCUCUCAGCCUGACUUUCCGCUGAAACCCCCCACCCCCCACACCCCCUAACAAAUAUACAGUCACACACACACACACACACACACAUCCAACCCUCUGACCACUCCUCCCACGCUGCUCAUGGUACACACCCCCUGUUUCGCCAGCCAGUCAGGCAGUGAGUUAAUGAAAGCUGUGUAAUCCUCUGUAAAGUAUAGGGCCUAUACGGCUGCAUAUGCUCCCUUUUGUCAUGGCGGCUGUUGUUGUUGCAGAGGCCUCUCUCAGGAGAGUACACGAGGGAGAACAGAAGGCAGCAUAAAGCUCACAAAGAGAGAAAGAGAGAGGGAGAGUGAGGGACACUGACGUUGCCAUUUAUUUGACCGGAGGAGAAUGAGCUUCGCAGGGAAACAAAUGGAAUUCAUUGGGGGGUGAAACAACAUGAUGUGGGACUGGCAUUACCACCCCACGCUAAUCAAAAAUUGGACCAACAGUCAACUUUGGAGAUAUUUGCCACAUACUUACCUGCACCAAGGAAUGCAGUGAAAUAGAAAAAAGUAAACAAGACUUUUUUUUUUUUUCUUGGUUUUGAAUAUUUUUCUAUUUGCCCUCUCCUUGGUGGUCUCUUUGAUUGAUAACCUACCAAAAGUGCCUUUUUGUGUUACUUUUGACUAUUUUUUUACUUCCUCCAUAUUCAAACUUCAUAUUGCCAUAGAUUGUUGUAUAUAACUCUCCAUACAUGAAUCGCAUUCAGUGACUGUUAUGAAUGCCAUAUUUUAGAGAGGGCACAUAGCAUAUUUGACACGACACAAGCCUCCAACAAACACACAGUUGACAAUCAUCACCUUCCUGACUUUUGUUUCUACUUGUGGAGAGCUUCCACAGCCCCAGCAUUAAAUCACUUAAAAGUCAGGUCGCCCAAGACCAGCGUGACUUUUUGCACAACCUCCUCAAGACCUUCGUUGCUUUGACAACGCAGAGCCUUCGCCAUGGUCAGUUUCCAGUCCAAAUGGCGCUACCUUUUCAUGUUCCUGGGCAUCCAGCUGGUGGUCAUGGCGCUGCUGUCACGAGAGGGCUACCAGAAGAGGGUCACCUACUUCAUCCGCAUCUUCCGUAAGCCUGACACCACUGGUUUGUCAAAUCGGAACCAUACAAUAGCCGGCAUCACCGGAGGGGAUGUAUAUGCCAACCUCUCCCACUUACCCAAAGCUCAUAACCAUGGAGACGCCAUGCCCUUCUGCCCUAAGACGUCCCCUUUGAUAGGUGGGCCGAUCCAUGUCAGCUUUCCAUCAGGGCUCACUCUAGCAGAGGUUCAGAGGAAAAAUCCACUCGUGGUGCGCGGAGGACGCUACAGACCACCGGACUGUGAGGCUAGGCAUCGGACCGCCAUCAUCAUUCCCCACAGACACAGAGAACAUCACCUUAAGUUCCUACUCUACUACAUACACCCUUUUCUGCAGCGGCAACAGCUUAACUAUGGGAUUUAUGUCAUUCAUCAGGCUGGAAACUACACUUUUAACAGGGCCAAGCUGAUGAAUGUGGGUUUCCGAGAGGCCAUGAAGGAGGAAGACUGGGACUGUCUCUUUUUCCAUGAUGUGGACCUCAUUCCGGAGGACGAUCGCAACACAUACGUUUGCGACUCCAACCCCAAACAUGCAGCCAUCGCCAUGGACAAGUUUGGCUACAAGCUUCCGUACAAGAUGUACUUCGGAGGAGUGUCAGCUUUGACACCACUGCACUACCUUAAGAUGAAUGGCUUUCCCAACAACUACUGGGGCUGGGGUGGAGAGGACGAUGAUAUUGGAGUCAGGGUGUCUCUGGCGGGGAUGUAUAUCACUCGCCCAUCACUAAAAGUGGGCCGUUACAAGAUGAUUAAACACAAGCUGGACAAAGGAAAUGAUGUGAACCCAAAGAGGUUCAACAUGCUUGCCAAGACGCGUCAGACCUGGAAGCUGGAUGGAAUGAACACAGCUGAUUAUGAGAUAAUCUCACGGAAAUACCUGCCCCUCUACACCAACAUCACUGUCAACAUCGGCACUGAGGCCGGUCUACAUCCUGCCCCCAAAACACCACCUCCUCCUGCCAAAGCUGCAGGAAAACCUGCAGCCGGAGCACCAGCGAAAGGCUCAACCAAACUCAAAGAGGGCCACUCAGAGAAAUAGUCGACCCUAAGACAUCCCUAAUCGUGUUUCACUCUGCCAUUACUUUGGUGGGAUAAUCCUAUCAGUGCAUGCUGUAGGAUGAUGUUUUUUUCUCCUUGGUGGCCUGGGGUUUUUUUUGUUCAUUUUAAUCUUUUUCAUGUGUUAGUGGAAGAAUUAUUUUACGGAGAAUCAACAUCAUACUCAGCCAGAGAUUCUCUUCUGCCUGCGGUGACAGUGAGACAGUCAUUUGGGUGAUUAAAAACACCUGAUUUACUGAAAAUAAAAAAACAAUAGACAUGAAAUUCUCAACCUGCUCUAGAUGACGGCUCUCAACCUUGGAUCCUGUGACAUCAACGAUUAUUAUUCCAAGGGAGCCACAGCAAAGAGUGAAGGGUAAAAGUUGGACUCUGUGAGUUUAUAUAUCUACAGCGCCAUGGUCGCUGGUUAAACCUUGCGAUGCCUUAGAAUCUUGUUCUUUAUUUUUGUCUUUUCACUCGUACCUUACUUAAUUUAGAAUACUGUGUUUUUAAUGGAGCAGUAGCUGCAAUUUCCAGCAGUCACACUGUGCCACAACAGAGUCAGACUCUCUCUCUCUUUUUUUUUUUUUUUCUCUAAGCCAAUGAAUACAUGAGUCAAGGAGACGAUUUUUGUUUCCAGUUGAGUGUGUGAAGCUGCUAUAACGAGUAAUGAAUGAAGGAACUUGACAGAUUUGUGUAUUAUUAUGAUUAUUAUUAUUAUUAUUAUUACUGCUUCAAACAUAACAGCAUACAUAUCCUAUCCAUCUGCAAAUACCCAGGGCCGGAUUUAGAAAGGGUUCUCAUACAGAUGCUGUUCUACAGUUUAUCAAAAGAUAGACUAAAGCUUUCUUAUGUUUUCCAAGUUAUAUCUGUGGAAAUAUCAGUGGGCUAUACAGUGACAAUAUUUUAGUUCUGUACACAAAUGCUGAAAUACAGUUCUUCAGUGUAGCGUUCAUCUCAGCAGUAAUUCAACAGAGCCUUUCAAAUCAUUUCCUUGUAUUUCAGCACAUCAUCCAAUAUCUACAACCUUUGAUUGCAUUUUCUUUUUGUGUGUUUUUGUUUAUUUGCCUUUAUCGAAUAGAACAGGUUUUGAUGACAGUGAUCAGUUCUCUGCCUUGAGACGAGCUUGUAAUUCACAUCAUAAUGGAGUCUGUCUUGCAUAUAUAUAUAUACUUUUAUAUAUAUAUGUGGAUUAUGUACAGUAUACAUAUAUAGCUCAAUAUCUAAAUGUGUCACUCGAAUGCUGGCUUGCACCCUCAACACUUUACAUGCAGUAAAUAUUUAUAAUGUGCUAUUUUUUUUUUUUUUUUUUGUAUUGUAUGUCCCCUCUUCUGUCCUUUUGAGCUGAAAUACAGAAAGUGCUCAAAAAAUAUCACUUCUGCAUCAGGCUCAGAUCAGUGCAGGUCCGUGAGUGUAGAUUAGUCGAUGUUUCAAGCUCAAGCAACCAAGUAGCCAAAUUUAUCUAUCUACACAAACAAGUUAGUUCAGCUUGAGCCCAAAGCAUAACACUAAUCUUUGUAAUCGCUGUUCCAAGGAAAUACAGUGGCACCAGUUGUGGUGGUUAUCAUGUUGGUACUUCACUUUGAUCCUUGAAGGAUUAAAUGCUAUUUUGUGAUUUGAAAAGAAAUUUUCCUAUAUCUGUUAUUUGAAAACCCACAAAGUAACGUCUAAAGGCAUUGUGGUCAGGUGGAGAUGUGAUAAAUGACAGCGUGUCUGAGAAAUGUAAAGGAAAAUAAAGAUCUCUUCAGCAAUAUUUGCAGGUUGUAAGUUUGAUACAAGGAAACAUGCCGUGAUUCUCUAUCUUUUCUCAUUAUAUUCUUUUCAUGUCUAUUUCAAAUACAAAAAACCCCCUCACACGUUCUAAUCGCCGUCUGUGACUCUUGUUCUUUAACAAGUUAUCACAUGGAAAGAUCUGCAAUGUCCUCUCCACUAGUAGUGCCCUUGUACUGCAUGUCGACAGUCCACCCUCCUCUUCACUCUGUUGACAGAUUUGAUUGUUUACACGAUAUAAAAUAAAAUCCCUUUACCCAAUGAGUGUGGCUGUACUGGUAGGUAAACGAGCUGAAACCAAAGAUGACUAUGUGGAAAGCUGUGAUGAUAAACAGGAAAUGUGUGUGUGUGGGUGGUUGCACACAGUGCACUCCACAAAUUGUGAACGAUUCCUGGAAAGCUGUAUGAUUCUGUCUGAAAGGACAGGCCUAUCAUUUCUCUCUAUCAACAUUUGUAGCCUCUUUCCAUUCUGUGUUUAAAAUGGUCUCGAAACCAUCAUGUAUUCGGAUUCCCCUAAAAUUCACAAAGCCAACAGAUGAUUAAAUCCUGUACAGGUUUUUCAGUGGAGGGACGAGGAUAGUUCAUGAUGACUAUUAGGGUUUUUUUUUUGUUUGUUUGUUUUUUUGGGUCAGUGUAGAUGUGUUGACAAAUGUUGUAAUGAAACUUAUUUUUAUCUUCGUAUCAUUGUGGUAUCGGUCUGUUGAAGUGGACAAGAUAAGCUCUGAGAGUGGUUGCCUGUGAUUUUCAUGAAUAGAUGACUACAUACUGCAAUAUCAUUUUGAUGUGAAUUAAUAUCCAACUCCUAUGGCCUUAGCAGCACAUCCAAGACUAGUAUUUAAACACUUCACUAAUACAAUCGUAUCUUUAUAUCAAGACUAAAUAUGCAUGGUAAAGAACCUGUUAGUAAGGGUAUGGGAAUGUACUGAGCACCAUGUGGAGAUGAUACAUAUCAGUGCCCUCUUAGAAAAUAUCAAGCAUGCUGAAGUGUCUAUGUUGUGAACUGGAAACUGUCUUAUUGUGACUUUAAAUGGAAGUUUCCAUCUGUUGUGCAGAGCUCUCCUCACUGUUGUGUAAAAUUUAGAGGAUAUGAGUUGGGCAUUUUGACCACAAUAUACAAGGGAAGCUUAAAUUCCCAAAGUCACAAUGCACAGUCUCCAUCAUUUACUGUGUAAUACUUGACCUUAUGUUUCAUGUUUUUUUUUGUUGUUGUUGUUUGUUUUUGUUUAAAGCUAUUUAGAGUUUGAUUUGACUUGACUCCGUUCUGAUGUGGAUAAGCUCAACAACCACAGAAAGCAGUGAUCACAGGGUAGUACUGAAGCAACCAAGGGCAAUGUGACUUUGUUAGUUCUUCUGCACAGUCCAGAGUGGCCUUAAAUUCAUUAAUAAACUGAUUAUUCAAAAGAAA